Perkinsus marinus ATCC 50983 is the source of this 1152-nucleotide messenger RNA. RefSeq lists its product as hypothetical. The transcript has 8 exons. NCBI's taxonomy places the organism in Eukaryota, Perkinsozoa, Perkinsida, Perkinsidae. The record is from RefSeq and is a predicted model, not a curated record. The coding region runs from base 1 to 1152 and encodes 383 amino acids.
AUGACCAAUACCCAAGAAGCAUCGCUCAACAACACAGCAUCCGUCGAACAGCUCAGGCGGAUGGUCGACAUCGCAUCAGCUUUGAAGGUUCCCCUCUCGUCCAUCCACCCAGCUAAAGGAGUGGACGGUCUGUUGAGUGACCAGUACGAGGCUAGGACGAACGAUGGAGAGUCUCUUUUCGUCAAGUAUUUGCCGGUCGAAGGCCCUGUUCGCGAUUUUUGUCUCGAGCUGGAUGUCUACGAUCGAGAACAAAACUGUCUAGCGUUCUACAAUGAGGCCGGAAUUCACGAGAAGCUUCGAAGUAUUCCUGAUUGUCACUUGUACCUCCCUGGACUCUACUAUAGUGAUGAUCGGAUGAUCGCAAUGGACAAUUUGGUGAAGUCCCAUCACUUCGAGGCCUACCGCAUCGAAGACCCAAUGAGCUUUUCACUGGCGACUGAAUGUAUCAAGGCCUUGGCGUACUUCCAUGCGGUAGUGCCCGUGGAGGCGGCUCGAGCCCGCUUUCUGAAGCCUCGUGAGACGAUCUACCAUGUCAUGGGCAGAAUUCUCGACGAGGGCAUUCUCUAUCUGGAGAAAUGCGGCGACUCAUUGAUAGAUUCGAAAUGUCGGAAAGCCAUCGUUGAGAAGAGGGAGUACAUCGAGGAUGUCAUGGUCGGAAACCCGAGCAAACUUACGAUUGGCGAUGCCAUACUAGUUGUUGCCCAUGAGGACAUGUGGAGCAGCAAUAUCAUGACUCAUCGGCGUGAGGAUGGUACGAUGGAGAUAUCUAUCGUGGACCAUCAGUUCCCUGAAGUCGACACUCCGAGUGUCGACAUCGUUUUCUUCAUAUUUUGUUCGAUGGCUGUUGCCGAUAGACGUAAGCAUGUGCUAUGUUCGUUCUACCUCCAGCGUCUCUACCAUGCCAUAGGUGCUCAUAUGAAGGAACUCUUUCAAGUGUAUGCCGAGACAUUUGCUGCUGCAUCAGAGGAGUACCCAUCAUCCGAGCAAGUGAUGGAUGACAUCACAUCUCGAGACAGUCUCCGACGUGGUGCAGCUAAAGCCAUUGGCAUGAUGAUCGGCGGUGGUUGCGACCCUUUUCUCGGUCACACGGCUGAGAUGCAUACGCGCUUCGUUGAGGCUUUGAGAGAUCUAACAGCAGUACUGGACGACUGA